CGCGGGUCUUUAGUCUUUCGGAGAUUGCCGUCGGGAUCGGAGUAUCGUAGCGUGCGUUCGCCGAUUCUUCUCGUGUUUUGCGGGUGUUUUUGUCGUUAAAGGUUGUCCGUUACGGGAACCGUCGUUUCGUGCGGGAUUUGCGUCCAACGGUGAUUGAUUCCCAGCGGAGAACCUUGACGUGGACGUCCGUCCCCGUCGGAAGACAGUCGUCCAGGUGUGCCAAAAACGGAACGACUCGGAAACAGUUCCAGGCCCAUUUUGUUAUUGUUUUCGAGCGGCAGUGUUGCCAGGGAUGCUAAUGACGGCGGAAACCGUCCCGUUAAUGCUGAUGAUGUGAAAGUUUUGGACGCCGUCAACUUCCGGAAAGCUUGCUUGUUUGUGAGUGUAUGCGUGUGGGUUGCAAUUGUGCAUUGUUUGCUGCUUUGUGUUGGGCUGAGUGUGUUGGGUGGUGCAUUUAUGUGCAUAGAACGACGUCGUAUCCAUAGAAGGAUGGUGUUGGUGGUGGUGGCUGUUAUGGUGAUGUGCAGCCGGAUGAUGAUCCUGUGAGUUGGGAAUUGCAGCGUUUUAGUGACAGUGGAGCUCCCUUGUGACAGAAGGCAGACAGAAGAGAAGUGGCAGUUUGUGGCAGCAGAUCGAGGAAGCGAAAGUGAACUCCUGGAACGAACGAGAAAGCAGAGCUCGAGCCCCCAACAACUGGCCGUUCAGUAACCACCAGGCGCCAACAAAACACUGCGACUAUUACCUUUAAUAAAUAAUUACCAUUCCAAAAUAUACACCAUUCGACACAUUCAGCAAAAAAGUGCGCGGUCUGCAACACAAAUUUCACCCCCUCUCUCUCUCUCCUGAACUGUAACUGCAAUUGUUUUCAUUAUAAUUAAUUAACAUUCCCUUUUUACUUCCCGGUGACCCCACUUUCCCCGCACCAUAUAAAACCCAAUUCGGAAAAUUGAAAACUCUUCAACAUGACCGACCACCACCUGACCUGAACCGCAUCCCCAACUCCAUCAUAAAGUCGAGGUGCACGGCACAGGUUGCAUGAUGUUCAUUCAACUUGAAAUUCUACAACAUUAAAUCAUUAUUUAAUGACGGUUCAGGCGGAGGCAGCGCAGCCACUAUGUGUUUAACAGUCCGAAUAACUGGUAAAUGUGCAAUCCACCAGUAAAAUCAACACUCAAACUUGAGCAACAAAAAAAAAGUGGCGAAAAAGUGCCGCCAACUCACUUUUUGUGAAUGAAAAGCUUCCGGCUCCGGCGGUAACGAGGCAAGUGACUUGUGAAACUUCGACACUCAGCAGAGAGAGAGAGAGAGAGGAAGCUCGCCCAAAAAGUUACAAUAAUGUUGAUAAUACACACCGUCAAGCUCAUCCUGAUCACGCUGAACAUUCUGCCGACGCGGUUCACCCACCGGAACGUGCUGUUUAUGAUCUAUCUGGGGACGCUGGUCACGCACGUGUUCAUGGACGAGCCCCGAUUCGCCCAGCCCAUCCCAAAUGUGACGGUGGCAGUGGGUCGAGACGCAAAUCUACCAUGCGUGGUUGAACAUCUCGGAACGUAUAAAGUCGCCUGGAUCCACAUAGACCGGCAGAUGAUACUGACGAUCCACCGGCACGUCAUCUCGCGGAUACCGCGGUACAGUGUCACCUACGACAACUCAAACACGUGGCUGCUGCACGUGAACCAGGCCCAGCAGGACGACCGGGGCUACUACAUGUGCCAGGUCAACACGAACCCCAUGAUCAGCCAGGUUGGCUAUCUGCAAGUAGUUGUGCCUCCCAACAUCCUGGACAUCGAGAGCACGCCCUCGUCGGUGGCGGUGCGCGAGAACCAGAACAUCAACAUGACGUGCCGGGCCGACGGCUUCCCCACGCCCAAGAUCAUCUGGAGGCGUGAGGACGGCCAGAGCAUCACCGUCGAGCGGAAAAAGAAAGUGAUGGUUUACGACGGCGAAGUGCUACAUCUGACAAAAGUGAGCCGAAACGAGAUGGGUGCUUAUCUCUGCAUCGCCACUAAUGGUGUGCCACCAUCAGUGUCUAAGCGGAUUAUUCUCGACGUUGAGUUUUCCCCCAUGAUUUGGGUGCCAAACCAGCUGGUUGGAGCACCUCCGUCGACGGAUGUCACCAUAGACUGUCACACGGAAGCACACCCAAGGGCGAUUAUCUACUGGGUCUACAACUCGGUGAUGGUGCUUCCGAGCAAAAAGUAUAUAAUCGAUUACAACGAAAACUCUUAUCGGGCCCACAUGAAGCUUACCAUCAAGAAUUUAUCGCUCGGCGAUUUUGGGAAUUAUCGCUGCAUAUCGAAAAACUCGCUCGGCGAAACCGAGGGCUCGAUUCGCGUCUACGAAAUUCCGAUGCCGUCGACACCGUCGAAGCAAAUAACACACGUAGUGGAACCGAAAGAAGUGCUGCCAGCGCGGAACGAAAGCUUGAAAAACGUCCAGCUGCAGCAGCCAGAGGUGCUGUUCCCGCUGAAGAACGACGAAAGUUACGCGCAACGCUCGCCCAACGGGAUUCCGUUCGAGCGCAAGGGACUGCCGAUUGGCAGCCAGGGCUUCUACACGGACUCGCCGCCGAAGGACUUUGGGGUGUCGCACGCAACUUCGCUCCGGUGGAACUGCAAGGUGUUUUACACGUUGGUCAAAAUUUUAAGCAUAUCUUCGACGCUCACCUACUCCUACUGUAUCGCGAACCAACUGUUUCUGUAAACUAGACUAGACACCUCCAGGAGAUGAUACCACACGCUAGAAGGUACCAAAAUUGUAAAAAGAUGACACAUAUAUCAAAGCGUUCCGUUUCAAGAAAGAAUAAACGACAGAGAGUCCCAUAUCACAGUAGAACACAUCACGUUCCCUGAGUUCCAAAAUUAAAAAGAAAACAAAAAUCCCAACAUAUCGUAAGUUUGUACAUUGUAAACUGCAGAAUAGCAUGCAAAAGAGGCUAAGCAAGUGAUACUAUAGUCAAUGUUGAAGCAACCAAACUCAGAAAUCCAGUUUGCCAACCUAACCGUACCCAUAUCCCACACCAGAACCAAAUCAACCAACAGAUUCCUAAAACUCUAGAAAAGACACAAACACACACUUUCAAUUAUAUUAGAAACAAGUAACGAAACUACUAAUUUAGGAGAUGUUGACACAAUAAUGAUUCUUUAACGAAACUAUUAACUAAGCAAAUCUAGCAAAAGAUGAGGAUGAAUAAUUAAAGAAAGAUGCGCUUUUUGUUGCGAGAAAAUCGACAUGAUCAAUAAAACUUAUUGAAAACCAACCAAACAAAAAAAAAACACUAUUUAUAUCAUAGCGUAAAGGCAUAAACACAAUAGGCUGAUUUCACAAUGUAUCAUAUAAGGAAAACAAACGAAUCAAAUCAGUUGUUAAUUAGAUGUAAUUCAUAGGUAUUUAAACGCGCUUCAACAGUGUGGCCAACACUAUUUCGUCAACAACAGAGAAAUUG
Culex pipiens pallens (northern house mosquito) is the source of this 3445-nucleotide messenger RNA. It is a transcript of the gene DIP-delta, whose product is annotated as lachesin. The record is from RefSeq and is a predicted model, not a curated record. The transcript has 12 exons. Bases 1336 to 2703 code for a protein of 455 amino acids. NCBI's taxonomy places the organism in Eukaryota, Metazoa, Arthropoda, Insecta, Diptera, Culicidae. Gene Ontology annotation, cellular component: neuron projection.